Engraulis encrasicolus (European anchovy) is the source of this 2924-nucleotide messenger RNA. It is a transcript of the gene apeh2, whose product is annotated as S9 family peptidase. Gene Ontology annotation, biological process: proteolysis. Gene Ontology annotation, molecular function: serine-type endopeptidase activity. The transcript has a single exon. Bases 85 to 2208 code for a protein of 707 amino acids. NCBI's taxonomy places the organism in Eukaryota, Metazoa, Chordata, Actinopteri, Clupeiformes, Engraulidae. The record is from RefSeq and is a predicted model, not a curated record.
GGCUGCGCACUCCUACAUGUGAUCUCUCGUGGUAGGUUCUGGAAAACAAAACAAAAAAGAAAAAGAAACAAACAAACAAAUAACAUGGAAUCCACGGUGGGAUGUGAUGCCAUUACCGCAGUGUACAGGACUUCUAGUGGCUUUCCCACUCCAGUAUCGGCAGCUGUUACUCACGAGACAAUUGCUUCAGAUGGCACCCGAUGUAUCUGCCUCUCCACGGACUGGAGUCUGGUGGACCACACCAGAGCAGCCCGAGUGAGUUUCAGUCAGAGCAGGAAUCUCCUGUGUGACCGCAAGGGUCUCCAACAGUGCCUUCCUCCUUCUCCGUGCACACAAAAGAACAGAGAGUUGCUCAGAAGAUCCUCACCUUCAGGAGCCUACCAUGCCGUCAUCAGUCAGGUCACAUCUGGACACCAGUAUCUAGACGUAUGGACAAGUGGGAGUCUAGAAAUGAGCUUGAACCUCUCAAAACUAAAUGUGCAUGGGAAUGUAUACGAAGAUCCUGCCUUUGCGUGUCUGGCCUGGUCGCCAUGUGAAAGUAGGUUACUGUUCAUCGCUGAGAAGUUGCCAGUGAAGUCGGAGUCCAAUAGUGGUGGAUCUCCAGGCGAUGGAGACAAGAACCUGUAUGUGGAGGACUGGGGAGAGGGCCUUACUGGUCAGACUUCCUCAGUGUUGUGUGUGGCUGAUGUAAAGAAGGGCAAUGUGACUGUGCUUAGUGGGAUCCCACCGCAUGUGAGCCCAGCUCAGGCUCUUUGGGCUCCCCAUGACGAUGGGGUGAUAUUCAUUGGAUGGUUUGAGGAGCCAUUUAGAUUAGGCCUGAAGUUCUGCUCCAAUCGCAGGUCAGGUUUGUUUCACCUCGACUCACAUGGAAAUUGCGAGCUCUUGUCAGUGGAGGGCGUGUUUGUGUCAUCUCCUCGCCUCAGUCCCGAUGGACGGUGGCUCGUGUACCUGCAGGGAAGAGUUUUCGGACCCCACAACCAGUGCUUCAGCCUUCAACAGUAUGAGUGGGAAGCCAAGAAGACCUCCAUCCUUCUGGAUGUGGUGAAGAGGCCUGAGCCAGGAGAAUUCGCAGGGAUUUACGAGAUGUUGUCAGCACACUGCUGGUCCUCAGAUAGUCAGAGAAUAUUGUUCAGUAGUGCUCGUGGAAACUUCAAGGAACUCUUUGUACUGGAUAGAAGAAGUAAAAAAGUGACCCUCAUCUCUGACAGCUCCGAGUUUGGCUGCUGGAAGCUGCUGCUGGUUCAUAAUGAGCUGGUGGCGGUCAGCUGUUCUGCUCCCAACCGUCCCCCGCGCGUGAGACUGGCCUUCCUGCCUCCCGCAGGUGAAGAACGUGGAAUGUCCUGGCUGACCUUGAAUGACCCUUCUUCGCUGACCUUUGACCUGGAGUGGAAGUCACUGCAGGUGAAUCCGUCCCCCGAAGAAGAGAACACGCAAUACCCGGGUCUGUCUAUUGGGGCUCUGCUGGUGAAGCAGGUGACUGGAGAAAGCAGGACCAGGCUGCCAAUGGUGGUGUUCAUCCACGGUGGCCCCCACUCGCAGUUCAGUGCUGAAUGGAACCCCACCGUCACUGCUCUGGCCCGGCUGGGCUAUGCCGUGCUCAUGGUAAAUUACCGUGGCUCCACUGGCUAUGGACAAGACGGCAUCCUCUCCCUUAUCGGGAACAUCGGUUGCCAGGACGUCAAGGAUGUGCAGAGGGCUGUGCUACACGCACUGCAGGAAGAUUCAACCCUAGACCCUGAGCGAGUUGUGGUGAUGGGGGGUUCUCACGGGGGCUUUCUAGCCUGUCACCUCGUGGGUCAGUACCCAGGCUUUUACAAGGCGUGCGCUGCCCGGAACCCCGUCAUCAACGCUGCAACACUCGUUGGCACCAGUGACAUCGUGGACUGGAGAUACACCUCUGUUGGACUUGACUACUCAUUUGACCAGCUGCCCACCCCAGAGGCACUGAGCCUAAUGCUGCAGAGAUCUCCCAUCAUGCACGCUGCUCAGAUCCGUGCUCCUGUGUUGCUGAUGCUGGGCGCCAAGGACAGAAGAGUGUCACCGCAUCAAGGCCUGGAGCUCUACAAGGUGCUGAAAAGCAGAGGAUCCACCAUCAGGCUCCUGUGGUAUGCAGAGGACGGUCACUCUCUUGGCAGAGUGGAAACUCAAGCAGACUGCUUCAACAACAUUGCAAAUUGGUUUCAACAAGCAAUUAACAAGAAAUACUGAAGUUAUACUCCAUAUGACACAGACGUACACACACACACACACGCGCGCACACACACACACACACACAGAGUAUAAAGGAGGAAAAAAAUCAUGACAUGACAUGUACAUAUUAUUAAACAGCAAGCCACAGUGCAUAUACAGACCAAGUGUUAAGUAGUAUAUCUGACAGAGACGUACUUGUUAAGUGAUUCCAAGAAAAUAAAAAUCGCAGAGGCACGAUCACAUGUCAAACACAAUAGAAUUACAGUGUAAUUUUCCUUGUAGUUGAGGUCUGUUUAAAUGUUUUUUUAUACAGUCAUGAUUUAGUUGUUAUAUUGUGCUAUGGUGUUGUUGUAAUACUGACCUUACAUACGUUUACCCCCAAGAGGCUAUGAUAACACAAAUAAACCAUGUUUUCUUAAGAAAAAAACAGCAUAGGCUUGUGUGUGCAUAACAACAACAUAAUAAACAUUGGCAAUAGGUUUUACUUUUGUAAAUUUAGGGCUGCUUAACCCUAAGACACUCCUGUUUGAAAAGUGAUGUAUCAUACUCUGGUUGAAGUUGGCCACGUUUAGCCUAGUGCAUAAUGUUUAUUUUGUCUACAGACGAAGGCAUUUCGUCACCCUUGACUUCGGAUGAAACUGUCAGCAACCUUUGAAUUAGUUCAUAGAUCAGUGCCAAAGGUCAAGGUCACUGACUUAAAAUCACAGUCCCAGAUGAGUAAAAGAAUACAAGGU